AGAGGGCACGGGCGGUCGCGAGCACGUUGCUAGUGGGCGCGGCUGGCGGGCCGGAGGCGGUAGGGGGCUGGCGUCCGGCUGAGUCCCGCGGGUUCUGGCACCCGGACCCGCUCUCGGUCGGGGUGCUCUGCUGAGUAACACUGCCGUGGCGUUCGAGGAGCUGUGGUCCAGCCCGCGCGGCGGGAAGCGGCGGCCCCAGCGUCCUAAGAGCAGCUGUAGCAAACAGACAGAAACCCUGAUUGCCCUUCCUUUCCACAAGACAUCAUCCUGGCCCAUCACAUUGAUGGUGUUGUGGUGAUUGGACCUGGUGGGCAAGAAGGAACAACUACUGUUGACUUACUGAAGCUGAAACCUAUCAACACUCUUCAAAAUGCAGUGGAAUGUACCACGGACUGUAUCUCGGCUGGCACGCAGGACAUGCUUGGAGCCACAUAACGCUGGCCUUUUUGGACGCUGUCAAAAUGUAAAGGGACCUUUACUUCUGUACAAUGCUGAAUCCAAAGUGGUUUUGCUACAAGGCCCUCAAAAACAAUGGUUGAAUUUAUCUGCUGCCCAGUGUGUUGCAAAGGAAAGGAGGCCAUUGGAUGCUCAUUCCCCCCAACCAGGAAUCCUUCGCCACAAGCAAGGGAAGCAACAUGUUUCGUUCAAGAGGGUUUUUUCAUCCAGUGCCACAGCUCAGGGAACUCCAGAAAGAAAGGAAGAGCCUGAUCCUUUGCAAGACAAAUCUAUUAGCCUUUAUCAGCGAUUCAAGAAGACGUUUAGACAGUAUGGAAAAGUUCUGAUUCCAGUGCAUCUGGUAACUUCUGGUGUUUGGUUUGGAACAUUUUAUUAUGCGGCCUUGAAAGGAGUGAAUGUCGUUCCUUUUCUAGAACUCAUUGGGUUACCUGACAGUGUGGUAAGCAUCCUGAAAAACUCCCAGAGUGGAAAUGCACUCACAGCGUAUGCCUUGUUUAAGAUUGCAACACCUGCUCGGUAUACCGUGACUUUGGGAGGAACAUCCUUCACUGUGAAAUAUCUGCGCAGUCGUGGCUACAUGUCCACGCCACCACCCGUCAAGGAGUAUCUACAGGACAGGAUGGAGGAGACAAAGGAGCUUAUCACAGAGAAGAUGGAAGAAACAAAAGACAGACUCACUGAGAAGUUACAAGAAACCAAAGAAAAAGUUUCCUUUAAGAAAAAAGUGGAAUAAGGUGCCUUACAGCAGUAUAGAAGUAUAGCAGUAUGGAAAAUUCCUGCACUUUAACCCUUUGGAAACUGUGGGCAAAGAUACGUGUGUCUGAUUAUUUUUUUGGUUAGUUGUCUAAAUAUACAAGUUCUCUGAGGGUUAAAGAAGUAAAAUACCUUUUUAAAGUUAAAUAUCACUAGAAAAAUCAGUGUUAUUACAAGGAAAGAAAUGAACCCAGUGUAAGAAUUUCCCAUCAGUAGCAGUAUUAAGCAGUGGUGAACGUCGUAGAAGUCAUACUUCUUUUUCCAGGUCUUCAGAACCACACUUGAUUUCUGUUUUGUUGCAGCUGUAAUUGAUGCACACUAGAGGCAGUUGACUCCUGGAAUAACCAGUGAGACCCAUAAAAUAAGCUAAUACUGGAUCUUAAUUUUUAUGUUAUUCAUUAAGGUUUUAACUAUAUUCAGUAUGUAAUUUGGAGACAAACUAGCAUCAUCCAAACUGCCUGUGAAUAAGAAGGUAUUUAGUCUUUCUAUAAAAACAGAAUAGAGCAGUUACCUACCAGUUAAAAUAUAUGAAGAAAAUAGAAUAAAGAUUCAGUCAUAUAUAUGUAAAUACGAUGUAUUGAUUGUACGUAAAUGAAAAAUGGACCCUUUAAAAAUUAUUUUUACCUGAAGCUUGUCAUAAUUUUUUUAAGCAAAUAUAUAUAUGGUGAUGGUAUUUUUCGAAGUGUGUGUUGGUGGUGAUUGCCUCAAACAUAAACCUCUCAUGAAUUAUUUGUGUCCUUUUCACCUGAUCUUUCAGAGGAAAGGUGAACAAUCAUUAAACCUUAAAUUUAUUGUUAAAAUCAAA
Molecule: messenger RNA, 2014 nt
Organism: Cercocebus atys (sooty mangabey)
Lineage: Eukaryota; Metazoa; Chordata; Mammalia; Primates; Cercopithecidae
Gene: MIMS1
Product: family with sequence similarity 210, member A
Exons: 5
Coding region: 371-1189 (272 amino acids)
Cellular component (GO): mitochondrion
Source: RefSeq, a predicted model, not a curated record